AUGUCGACACUAUCGUCUCCUCGUCCGUCCAUCGCUUCCUCCAGAGCCCAUUCCCCAGGGCCAGCUUCAUCUCGCGCCUCGCUCGAUGCCUUGAACACCAGCGUCAGCGGGGGUCUCAGCGCCGCAUCCACUCCAUCCACUGCACGAGCGCUCUCCCCCUCACUCCCUCCCCGACGCAAUCGCAACGCCCUCCGAGACUAUUACAACCUCAAGCCCCCAAGCGCAGAAACAUCUGCUCCCCGGGAUGCAUCCCGCUCCCGCAGCGCGCCACGAACUACAGAUGCAGGAGACAUCUCCGACCCAUCAGCUCUGGGGUCGGGAACGGAGCUCGACAGUGCAGACUUCAACCCGCAGCGAUAUGUCGAUCAUCUAUUAUCAACAUCAUCGCUAGCUACGGUGCUCAAGGCGGAGAACACGUUGGUUGGAGAUAUCCGAACUCUAGAUGGAGAGCGGAAGGCGCUUGUUUACGAUAACUACUCGAAGUUGAUUCGAGCUGUGGAGACAAUUGGCAAAAUGCGACGUAGUAUGGAUGAGCGCGAAGCUCCGUUGACUAUGACGAAAACGCUAGGUCCGGCCAUUGCCUUUGUUGCCGAGACUGCUGGUGGGCUCAUCAAGGAAGGCGAGGAGCAACGCCGGCGAAUGAAAGAUGCGAAGCUUGCAGACGAGGCUUCAAGCCAGAAGAAUGAGAAGGACACUGUUCGAUGGGUCCUUGCUGCGCCUCAGAGGUUGGAGAAACUUUUGGCGGAGGAUAAACAGGAGGAUGCGGACAAGGACUGGAAAGAGAUCCAGCAUUUGCUCGAUACCUGGGGCGCAGUUAAAGGUGUUGCUGAGAUUAGGGAGGCAUGUGAGAAAAUCAUGAAUCAGGCAGACCACGAUGAAUGA
Penicillium paradoxum is the source of this 882-nucleotide messenger RNA. RefSeq names its product COG1/VPS51 family protein. Gene Ontology annotation, biological process: Golgi vesicle transport; retrograde transport, endosome to Golgi; Golgi organization. Bases 1 to 882 code for a protein of 293 amino acids. Gene Ontology annotation, cellular component: membrane; EARP complex; GARP complex. NCBI's taxonomy places the organism in Eukaryota, Fungi, Ascomycota, Eurotiomycetes, Eurotiales, Aspergillaceae. The transcript has a single exon. The record is from RefSeq and is a predicted model, not a curated record.